Molecule: messenger RNA, 252 nt
Organism: Parnassius mnemosyne (clouded apollo)
Lineage: Eukaryota; Metazoa; Arthropoda; Insecta; Lepidoptera; Papilionidae
Source: the annotation of a GenBank genome assembly
AUGGCAACUCUUUCGAUGAUUAAAACAAGGUCUUUCAACUUUGCAACUGCCGGCAAUUUGAUGCAGUUGUGCAACAUUGUAGUCGUAAUUGAAUACUCAGUCGACCCGGACAGCACUUCGGUUUUGAAGUUGUUAUGGCUGAGAAGUCAAUUAAAAGACCACACGUGUCCAUUUACAGGCUCAUUGGGCCUGCAACUAUUUAGCUAUGAUUAUUUUUGCAAAGCAAAUGGAUUAAUAGGAAGAAAUAGGUAA